AGGAGGAAAACUUGGAUGAUUCUCUGGGUGUAAAUUGUUGUGUGUCGCGAUGGGAGAAAUAAAAGUGGGACGUGAUGAACAAUAGAGCUGGCUGUUUCUGGGAGGCGCCAGCAUUCCCGAGCAACUUUCGCACUCUUGUUGUGCAUACCGAUAGUCCUCCAAUCACACAGCCCUUCCAGCUCACACCAGGCAGCUGCUUUUGUGUCAUAUGAGAGUUUAAGCCGAGAUCACCGAAGAGGGAGAAUCAAACUGCCGGCUUGGGGUUGUCAAAUGAUUUGCAUACGGACUUCCGCCCCCUGAAUGUAGUUUCUGCAUCAACUAGCAAAGGCAGCGGGCAGACCUGAGCCCUCAAGUCAGGCGCAGUCAUGCGGACUUGACAUUUAAACUCGGUUAAUAUUUGGACAUGAACGGCACACGCGUGUAUUUCGGAUGGUCCCGAUGGAUUUGGAUUAAACGGCGCACUGGGAUCUGACACUUUCUUUCCCAGAGGUGUUUACUAUGCUGGAUUUUUGCCGGCUCUUGUGGAUGUACCGUGACUAUUUGCUGUCACUUCCAGUGUAGAACUGGAAUAUUGCAUUGGACUCAUUGGGGUGUUUUAAAGCAGAAAAAUGCGUGUUUUCAUCUCCUCUCAAACGGGGAUUCCUCGUCAGUUUGCACUUGUCUGUUUGGAUCCUAAAGUAGGAUACAGCCAGAUCCUCCAACCCAGUCGAGGAUCUGAUGUCUGUAUGCUCUGAUGUCUAUUUCAAUGUGUCAUAUUAGAAGAGUUGACCAUCUCUUCUGGAUGGAGUUUUCCCUCGCGAUCUUCUUUUGACGUCUAGGACAGCGUGGAUCAUUUUUAGAUCGUCUUUUAGCUUGGAUUACUUCUUUUUUUUGGCUGCGUUUUUACAGGUUGGAUCUUCUCGUUUAUUUCGGGUAUCUAAACUCGGUGCUUACUGUUGAAAUCACACGUUUCAUUCUUUUGAUUCGUUUUGCCUAACCACUGGGUUAAAAUACUGUGUGAUCUCUUGUUGAUUUAUUUAUUGCUCGUUGAAAGCUUUUGCACACCAUGACUUUCUUGUCCGGGGCAGCGGUUCUGUUGCUGCGUGGACUCGUCAUCUCUGCGGUAUUGAGCUUAGAGAGUUCAUACACGAGUCAUUUGUCGAACCGAGUCACUCCUGAUCCAGAAGCAGCUGUUGCUCCUGCAGACCCGUGUUUGACAAUCAUCCCUCCAUGUAUGAAUGAAGCCGACCGCUUCAGUUUAGAGGCACUUCGGCACAUUCACAAGCAGCUAGAUGACGACAACGAUGGAGGAAUUGAAGUGAAUGAGAGUGUAGAGUUUAUCAUAGAGGACAUGAAGCAGCACCAGACCAAUAAACACAGUAAUCUUCACCGAGAGGACCAGCACAUCACAGUGGAGGAGCUGUGGAGGGGCUGGAAAAUAUCAGAAGUGCACAACUGGACACUGGAGGAUGCAGUUCAGUGGCUGAAAGAGUCAGUGGAGCUUCCUCAGUAUGAAAAAAACUUCAGAGACUUUCAAGUAGAUGGCAACACGCUACCUCGAAUAGCGGCCAAUGAACCAUCAUUUAUGUCAAUGCAGCUAAAGAUAUUAGAUCAACGACAUAAACAGAAAUUAAAUCUAAAAGCGUUGGACGCAGUGCUCUUCGGACCUCCACUACGUCCUCACCAUCACUGGCUGAAGGACUUUGUUUUGAUGAUUUCAAUCAUCAUUGGUGUGGGCGGCUGCUGGUUUGCAUACAUACAGAACAAGUCGUCUAAAAUUCACGUCUCCAAGAUGAUGAAAGAUCUGGAGAGUCUACAGAAUGCUGAACAGAGCCUGAUAGAGCUACAGAGCCGGCUGGAAAAGGCUCAGGAGGAAAACCGGACGGUGGCGGUGGAGAAGCAGAACCUGGAGCAGAAGAUGCGUGACGAGAUCAGCGGAGCAAAGAGAGAAGCCAGCAGACUGCGAGAGCUGCGAGAGGGGGCUGAAUGUGAACUCAGCAGACUCAAGUAUGCAGAGGAGGAACUAGUCCAGGUGCGAAUGGCGCUGAAGAGAGCAGAGAAGGAGAUGCAGUCAGAUUGGUCGGUGCCAGAAGCCCUGCAGAUGUGGCUUCAGCUCACACAUGAGGUGGAAGUACAGUACUACAACAUUAAAAAACAGAAUGCUGAGCUGCAGCUCACGGUCGCAAAGGACGAAGCAGAAAAGAUCAAGAAGAAGAGGAGCUCUGUGUUUGGUACCCUCCAUGUUGCACACAGCUCAUCGCUGGAUGAAGUAGACCACAAAAUACUUGAGGCUAAAAAAGCCCUGUCAGAGGUCACAGCCUGUUUGCGUGAACGUCUUCACCGCUGGCAGCAAAUAGAGAAGAUAUGUGGCUUUCCAGUGGUUAAUAACUCUGGGCUGCCCAGCCUCACCGCCUCCCUGUACGCUGACCACAGCUGGGUGGUCAUGCCGCGGAUGUCAGUGCCACCCUACCCAAUCGCUGGCGGGGUGGACGAUCUUGAUGAGGACAUGCCACCAAUCAUUCCACAGUUCACCUCUCCUUUGAUUCGACCUCCUCUGACCCGCAACAGCAGUGUUUGUCGUUCUCGCAGAAGUCUUAUGUCUCAACCCUCGUGCCUUUCUCCUGACCCUGAUCUGCUGUCUAUGGCCUCGGCCCCACUGGCCUACAGACCCGACGGAGACGAUGAUCACAUCUUCUUUACUGUAGAAAGGAAGGGAGAUCCUCAGGACACAUGCUCAGAUUCAGAUUCUCUCAGUUCCUCUUUGGGCAGGAAGCAGUUCUCCGGUCCCUCUGUUCAAAGUACAGGUGUUACAGGCACGGAUACCCCACCACGUAAAAUCUCUCGUGAGGAACUUCUUCUCCUUGUGCAGGAGGCCCAGACUGUCACCAUGGAGACCUUACCUCCUUCCACAUCCUCCCCUUCAACUCCACUUGACUCCUCUUCAGUUCACAAGGGUUCUCCUGACCUUACCCACUCUUCCAUCCUCCCAGAAUCUCAAAGUUUAACCUUUCACCCUGGCACCAAAGCUAUGGCCUAUAAUGGCAUUCUGGAAAAGUCAUACAGCAUGGGGCAGCUCCCUGCUGGUGGGACGCCUCCAGAGGGUCACUACCCCUCCAUUAGCUCACUCGACAUAGAAAGCAAAUCUGUCAAGGAGCCCAAGCAACUCCAACCCACCUCCUCCCAGGACUCUUGCGAUAACGGAGAGAAAAAACGCUCCAAGAUCAAGAGCUUGUUCAAGAAAAGCAAAAAGCUGUGAGGAACAGUAGAGAAGAGGAAGAAAAUGGAGAGAAAAAGAAGCCUUAAAACAAAAUAAAUAAGGGUGAUGCUGUCAACCAGAAGCCAAAACGUUUUUCAGUUUCUUUGUGCUUUUUUUAAUUUAAAUGGAAUUAAGCUUCUUCUGGGUACAGUCCUGGAUUGGAAGCCUUUUUAUGGUGAUUUUUUUUAGCCUCACACAUAUGCCUUUAAAGGCCAGAAAAUGUCAUGUUAACAUUUUGCAGAACAUGGCCUCUUCACUGUCUUCUGUUAAGUCUCUGUUUUCUAUAGUGUGCACCCUAAUGAUGUCACCAGGAAGGGAUCAGGAAAUAUACCAAAACAGAAUAAACAGAACAGUCCAAAAUUAGCCAAAUCUCCAAAUUCUUAAAAAAAUAGACUUCCUGGAAAUAUAUCUUAAAGGGGGAAAGGGGGGUGGGGGAGGUGGAGGUGUUCACCCACAAGUGAAAAUUCUGUCAUCAUUUACUUUCCCUAACCUGUAUGCUGUAGUUUUUUCUUAUGUGGGACACAAAAUAAUUUUUUGAAGAACUGUUACAUAUUUCUUGCCAUACAACCAAGGUUCAUAGUGACCAAGGGCUGUCAAACACCAAAAAGCAACAUAAUAGUAGUUUAUACAACUUGUGUGCUAUUUUCCAAGUAUUCGAUCCACCUGCGCUUUGUUUUUAAGGUUGGCAUACAGUACGUACAUGAAUCAGAUGGAUGUUUGACUUGCACUUUUUAGUGUUUAAUCCUGUUCUGCACACACACAGUAGUUUACAAGAGUUACAACUGCAUUUUACAACCAAACUGAAUCCUGAAAAAUGCAGGUAGUGACAACCACAUCUACAACAGUUUUGACUCCUAAGUGUUGCCAGAUCUCGCUAAAAAACAAAAACAAAACAAACAACAACAACAAUAAAGCAAAUAAGAACAAGCCUAUAUUAAACUUGCAUCCAUACACAUUAUCUUGGAAUUAAGCCAUAUUCCAAAAUAUAGCGACUUGCACCUGCAUCUUUUAUUAACUUCAUAAACUGGAUCUUUUGUGAGCUGAGCCCAAACAAUAAGGCCAAAGUGGCUUAAUAAACUUCACUAUAAUAUGUGGACCUGGCAACCCUUUAAGAGCGUCUUCCAAACAGAUUUCCAGACUUCCAAACAUAAAUAAAACGCAUGGCUCUGUUGACGGUGGUUUAGUUAAAAUCACUGAAUAUAAUGGUCUUUGGUUGCUGUAAUAUUACUUUGGUCAGAAAUAGAGGAUACCAAAUGCGCAAGAUGACAAAACGUUGUUAUGGUUACCAUGAUGUCAGUAAAUGCAAUUUCAAGAGUGAGAUCUGUUCCGUACAAAUACGAAUCUGUAAUAUAGGGGAUUUGCUCCCGAAUUUAAAGGGAUAGUUCACCCAAAAAUGAAAAUUAUGUCAAUUACUCAUCUUUACUCAAACAUAGCAAGGACAUCUGUAAAAUAGUCCAUGUGACAUCAGGGGAUCAACCAUAAUUUUACAAAGCCACACAAAUACUUUUUGUGCACAAAGAAAACAAAAAUAACUUUAUUCAACAACUCUUCUCCUCCUCAUCUCAUCCGCUGUGGUGCACCGCCAUUAUGGAGAAAGUAUCACAACGUUUGCGCUUUGUUCCAUUGGCAUUGGCAAAAUCAAGCCAUAAGGCAUUAUGGUUUGUCAUUACAUAAAGAUUUGCCGACCAAAUGAAUUUAAAAAAGCAAGUCUGCUCUUCUUUUAGAUUACUGUAAUUAUAUUGCAAGGUUGUUUUCAUCAUGGCAGGCUUGACCAACAUUUCUUUCACACUCAGAUAUACACAUCACAAUAUUGAAGAAAAAAGGUCACUAUUUCCAUUACAGCUGUAAAAAAAAAAAUGGCACACUGCUUUUGGUUACCACACAGCCAAGACUUGGAACAUCACAUACAAGUCAUAGGAAGCUCUUUUAUGGGCUUUUUUUUUUUUUUUUUUUUUUUUUUUACAGCUCAUGGUCACCAUGAAAUGAGGUUUUAAUGGCAAGACCUAUAUAACAAUUCUUAAUAAAAAAUAAAUAAGAAAAGCAAACCUUUUGUGAUCCAUAGAAAAAUGAUUAGCAUUUAGGUUUGGAAUGACCCGAGGGUGAGUAAACAAUGAUAACAUUUUCCUUUUUUUCUACUCUUUUUCCUCACAUUUGAAGUCACAAGAGUUUGAACGGCAGCUGGUUGUUGUUUGAAGUAUCUCUGUCUUUGACAUCAUCACAAACUAAUAUUUAGUUAGUAAGGUUGAGUUUCCCUUUAGUGUGAAAAUCAUUAAAAGUCCUUUCCCUUCCUCUCAAGGGCCCAGGGUGAAAUCUGGGCUUUCAGUGUUGUCACUUCUGUUUACUGCCACAGAGCUCUUGUACUUGACAUUAUUUUUUUAAGGAAGAAGAAAAAAAGAAAGAAAAGGAGUAACACUUAACAUAAAGCAGCAUGUCAGAAUGCCUUCAUAGUGGAAUAAUGAACACAAUGUAAUGGCUCAGUAAAUUAAUACAGAUUACUCUUUUCAGUCUUAAAAUGUGCUAAAUAAUUCCGUAAGAACUAUAUUUCAAUUAAACACGAUUUUACAGUACUAAUGAUGCCAGCAUAUUGUUUUGGUGCAUUCAUUUAAAAAAUAAAAUAAAAAUAAAAACAAACAAACAAAAAACUAAAUCUAAAAAAUAAAAUAAAAAUAAAACACACACACAAACACAAUAAAAAACAAAACAAAACCCAAGCUGUGUAAAAUUCACAGCGGGCCUUUUGAAGUGUUUUGAAGACAUGUUCAGGUGUGGCGUUUAUAAGGCAUCUUGACUAACUGCUGUGUGGAAAGCGCUACUGAAUUAUCCUGCUAAAGGUUGUUGCACUACUGCUUUCCGUACCAGGAAAGAGUUGCUUUUGGUGGCAUAAGAGUAAGUUAUGUUAGUUAGAUCAAGGAGAAUAUUUGUAAGGAUGUGUUAAAAAGCAGAAAAUUGACAUCAGAGGCAAAAAUAAUAAUAAUAAUAAUAAUAAUUUGAUGGAUUUAGAAUGCCUCUUACAACAUUUAUUCUCUGAAAUAUUUUUAUUUUAUUUUUUUUCAUCAUGAAUAUGUUUAUUAGGAAUUAUUCAAUUGUAGAAA
Messenger RNA from Cyprinus carpio (common carp), 6327 nucleotides. RefSeq names its product stromal interaction molecule 2b (gene stim2b). Gene Ontology annotation, molecular function: calcium channel regulator activity; calcium ion binding; protein binding. Lineage: Eukaryota; Metazoa; Chordata; Actinopteri; Cypriniformes; Cyprinidae. Gene Ontology annotation, cellular component: plasma membrane; endoplasmic reticulum. The record is from RefSeq and is a predicted model, not a curated record. Gene Ontology annotation, biological process: intracellular calcium ion homeostasis; store-operated calcium entry; activation of store-operated calcium channel activity.